AUGCUGCUCCCACCACUCGUGGCCUUAGUGCUGCUGACGCACAAGGCAGCUGCGGGAACGGAGUCCGUUAUGCGAAUUGUCAACAGCAAUCGCACUGUGAAGCUGAACCCGAGCGUGCAGCACAUUCCACUUGAUCCGGCCAAGGCGCAGAUGCGACCACCACCGGCGCACGUUCCUGCGGUCCCCGAAAUUUUCGUGGGCAUUUCAGUAUUUCGCGACGGUUUUCGCUGUGGCAAAACUGUCUUUACUGGCCUCAAGCGUGCCAAGUACCCGGACCGCCUCUACUUUGGUAUCGUGGACCAGGUGAACGAUGACGACGAGCGUUGCCUCGACGAGUACUGCAAGCUGGCAGAAGCGGAGUGGCCGGACAAAGGCAAGUGUCCGUACAAGGAACGCAUCCGCGUUGACUUGCGCUCCGCUUCCGAGUCGCGAGGUCCUACUCUUGCGCGCCACUACCAGCAGAAGCUUUUACAGCAAGAAGAGUUCUGUCUUCAGCUGGAUGGACACAGUAUUUUCACAAACCUUUGGGACGAGAACUUGCUGGCCGAAUGGAAACGUAUCGGCAAUGAAAUGGCCGUCCUAUCCACGUACUUGCAUCACCUCCACGACUUCAUAAAAGAAAACGGCGACAACGCUUUUUCGGCAGCUUUGCCCCAUCUGUGCUCGACCAAGCGUGGUUCCAAUGGACUAGUUCGCAACGUCGGUGCAAGUAUGAUAAGUGAGAGUAAAAUCCCACAGCUGCAAGCGCUGUGGGGUGCCGGGUUGUCCUUCAACAAGUGUCACGCCGAGCGUCGCGUGCUGGUGGACCCGCAUACGCUUUGGAUGUUUGAUGGUGAGGAGUUUCUGCGCGCAGCUCGAUUAUGGACGAGCGGCUACGAUAUAUACUCUCCUAGCACGUUGGGCUCCGUCGUUUUCCACAACUACUCCAGAGUACCUGCUCGCUUUGAGCGCAUAAGUGUGGAUCCACAGGUAAAGUCGCGCGAACGCCAAAUGGCGUUUAAUCGGUUUAAUCUUCUGGUUGGCUAUCCUUUUAAGGGUCUCGUUGACACGUUCGAGCUGGACAAGUAUGGUUUCGGGUCUGUGCGCUCUUUUCAGAGCUACCUCAAUUUCUGUGGCGUGACGUUCCAGGAAGGUUUGAAUGAUACCGAGUCAUGCGAGCAGCUUCACUGGGUACCUUAUGAGAAUGAAACAGAGGUGGAAGCUUUGGUGGGAAAUGGGUGGAAGCUGGGCAAAAAGAAGCAAGAAUCUUCAACGCUAGACGCUGGACGGACGAGAGCUCAGGCUUAUAUGGACGAGAAUGUGGGCACUGAUGAUGUACAACGCGCAGCAGAUGUGCACGCUAGAGACGGUGCGAAUAUUGGAGAAGACGAUGCGGUAGAUAAGACGAGGACGCAGCUGCGGCAAAAAGUACUGAGCGAUCGUACAGCAAAGGGAUCUUACGCUGCAACGGCUUGGCUCGUCCUCAUUGUCGUCACGGCGGCUCUCUUCGUUACUUUUUCGAGGGACUCUGUGUCGAGUUACAUCCGCCUUUCUUUUUGUGCUCGCGAGCCGCGCUCUCACGCUUCUAUCGAGUAA
This is a messenger RNA of Hyaloperonospora brassicae, 1575 nucleotides long. The record is from the annotation of a GenBank genome assembly. Lineage: Eukaryota; Oomycota; Peronosporomycetes; Peronosporales; Peronosporaceae.